This is a messenger RNA of Musca vetustissima, 8877 nucleotides long. It is a transcript of the gene kto, whose product is annotated as mediator of RNA polymerase II transcription subunit 12. Gene Ontology annotation, molecular function: transcription coactivator activity. Gene Ontology annotation, cellular component: mediator complex. Lineage: Eukaryota; Metazoa; Arthropoda; Insecta; Diptera; Muscidae. The transcript is spliced from 15 exons. Bases 34 to 8877 code for a protein of 2947 amino acids. Gene Ontology annotation, biological process: regulation of transcription by RNA polymerase II. The record is from RefSeq and is a predicted model, not a curated record.
AAAAUAGGCAUUUGAGGUUCCAAUCCUCGCAUAAUGCUUUUGCUACAAGAAAAACGGCCCCUAAAGCGGGCACUGGGGCCACCAGAUGUAUACCCACAAGAUGCCCGACAACGCGAAGAUGAAUUGACACCAUCCAAUGUUAAACAUGGAUUCGCAACUAUGCCACCACUUUCGGAUGAAUUUGGCACAGCCCAUACGUCGAAUGUCAAUGCCAGUAAGGUGGCCUCCUUUUUCAAUGCCAUCUUGGCUAAAAAGGAGGAGUUGAUGACCCUGCAAGAUACGGUGCGUAAGAAGCAGCAAGUCAAUAUCAAGGAGAAUUUUUGGCCGGUGUCACCGCGCACAAAAACUGCAUUGGAUGCAUGGUUUAAGGAUUUGGCUGGCAACAAACCAUUGCUGAGUUUGGCCAAGAAGGCACCAUCGUUUAAUAAGAAGGAGGAGAUACUAAUUACACUGUGCGAUCAUCAGGUGAAUAUGCAGAGAGCUACAUGGUACAUUAAACUGAGUGCCGCCUAUACGGCAAGUGUCUCUGAAUCGAAAAAUAAAAAGAGGAACUUAGUUGAUCCCGUUGCAGAAUGGACGGGUAUAAUGAUCAAGUUUAUGAAAGAUUUACUACCCAAACUACAGGAGUACUAUCACUUGAGUGAGAAGUCAUUAAUGAGUGGCUAUGGUGCUCCCACUACCCAUGCCAAUAGUAAUGGACAACAAACGGCAAAUUCAAAUGUCCACACACCCAACUCAAUGACUGCGGCUGUACAUUCAAUGGCAAGUCCUGUGCCUAUGCUAAGUCCAGCCAAUAACCAAUCGUCCACUGGAACAUCGAUGGGACCAAUGAGUAAUAACAGUUCUUCCAUGGUUGGCUGUUCAAGCAAUUCUAGCGUCAUGUCCGGUAGCAAUAAUAUGCCAGCUUCAGGUUCCACCAUAUCGGGCAGUGGUAGCAAUUUUGAAGAUAGCCGUAAUGCCUUGAAAUAUUGGAAUUAUUGUGCCCAGCUGGCCAAAUAUAUGCACGAGGAACAGCUGUUGGAUAGACAAGAUUUCCUAAAUUGGAUAUUAGAACUUUUGGAUAAGAUGCGUACUCAGUCUAGUUUUGAUGAAUCCCUCAAGAAACUCAUUUUAACAUUUGCCCUGCAGUACAUGCACGACUUUGUCCAAUCCGAGAGAUUGUGUCGUAAAAUGGCCUAUAUUGUUGCCAAAAAGCUAACGAAUUUGUUAAAUGGUGUUAUAGAUCAGCAGCAGCAAAAUCACCAACAGCCGAAACCUUUACUCGCAUUGCAAGGUGUAACUCCAAUGGAGGUGGAUGACAUUGAUGAGGGUGAUAACAAGAAUAAGAAGACACCAUUAGACCCAUAUGAAGUGGCCUUAAAUGAAUAUCUGACAUGCCCACAUCAUCGUGACAUAGUUUUGUGUUUGAGUAGCAUUUUACAAAUCGUCACAAUCGAGUGUCCAGCGGCAAUGGUCUGGUGUGGCAUAGGAGAAAAUCGUGCACCUGCCUCUUUGUGUGGUAGCCCCCUGGAUCAUUUGCCGUUGGCACCAUCUUCCCUGCCAAUGCCAUCGAAAUGCCCCUUGACCAACAAUGAAGUACGUCGACAAUUACGUGCAAUAGAAUCGGAAAUAAUUUUACGUUCCAAACAUGCCGAGAAUCGUUGGUUUGCUGAAAAAUGGCAAAAUGCUAAUAAGAAUUCUUAUACCCAUGUUCUGACGAUUCUCGAUUAUUUGGAUACGCACUGUUUUGAUUUGAUGGAUCAAAAUAAUUCCAUCGACACACUGUAUGCAAAUAUAUUUCAACCAUUUGUAAGUGUGCGACGUGAGGUGGGCGCAAAUGGUGAAAUGAAAGAGAUACGCCAAGAGUAUGAUGCCCAAACCGUGGAUGGGAAUACUGUGAAGAUUUUAUGUGAAUGGGCGGUAUCGAGUCAGAGAUGGGGUGAACAUCGCGCCAUUGUAGUGGCCAUUUUAUUGGACAAACGUCAAAUUGAAGUUACAACACCCUCGCCGGAAGAUGUUAACAAUGGCCAGGGUAAUGGCACCAAUCCCAACGAUGACAAAGACUCGAUUGCUUCUGGCGCCGGUUUAAUUGGCGGCUUGCCGGUAUUUCAAUCAGUUCUGAUGAAUUUCCUAGAUCACGAUGCCCCGGUACUCGAUGAAAAUGGCAGCACCGCAAAUCGUACUCAAUUCACAAAUUUGGUACAUUUGUUUAGUGCCCUUAUACGUCACGACGUGUUUUCCCACAAUGCCUAUAUGUACACCCUAAUAUCUCGCGGUGAUCUUUUGGAAGGUGCAAAUGGCAUGGGUAGCAAUAAUCUCAGUAACAAGGUGACGAAUAGUGUUUCUGGCCCGGUUUCCAAUAAACCUGCAACUCCACCGCCUGCUAACCAGGGCUUCGAUGAUGAUUUUACAAGUGGUUUGGAUUUCAAACACAAUGAAUAUGAUGAUUCCAAUGUCGAUGAUGAUUUGGAAAAAAUAUUGCAAAACAUUAAAGAAAAGGGUCAGGUGCAGGCUCCAGACAGCCCCAAAAUUCCCGAGCACAAUAGCAGCAACAGUGGUGGUAAUUCAAUUUCGCGCCAUUACAUCUAUACUAAACAUUUUCCCAUACCUCAAGACGACCCCUCAAUGUCCUACAGUAGUGAGUCGAAUCAGAGGUAUAUUCUACUGUUUGGCGUGGGCAAGGAACGCGACGAGAAGAAACAUGCGGUCAAGAAAAUGUCCAAGGAAAUUUGUAAAUUAUUUACUAAAAAAUUUAGUAUUGAUGUAGCCGAGGGCGGAAAGGUAAAGAAACAUUCGCGCAAUGAAUUUAAUUUUGAAGCAACAACCAGCAAAUGCCAGAAUAUGGCCUACUUUGAUCAACAUGUGGUGACAUCGCAGUGUGCUGCCACCGUUUUGGAACAAUUGAAUGGCUUUGCUGUGGGAAGCAACAACUACUUACCGGUACAGGAGCAUGUUGCCUUCCUAUUCGAUUUGAUGGAAAUGGCUUUGAACAUUCACAGUCUUUUGGAGCUUUGCGAUCAGAUUCUAAAGGAGCUACCCGAAGUGGAAAAUCAAUUGCAGGCAAAAAAAUCAAAUAUGAUACGCAGCUAUACAACCUCAUUGGGUUUGUAUAUUGUUGGCAUAUUGAGACGUUAUCACAGCUGUUUGCUGUUGUCACCCGAACAAACAAUCUCGGUGUUCGAGGGCUUGUGUCGCAUCAUAAAACAUGUAACUAAUCCCGCUGAAUGUAGUUCGGCUGAACGUUGUAUUUUGGCAUAUUUAAAUGAUCUCUACGAAGCCUGUCACCUGUUGCGUUCCAAAGAUCAGGAAGCUGAAUUUUUCUUACAAAUUUCCAAUAUUAAGAAAUUUAAAGAUAUCAUCAAUCAACCGGAACAAUUGGGUAUGGUGCCACAAACGUAUAAUGCCCAAUUUAUGCAAGAAUUCUUCACAUCACCCAAGAGAGGAGGUAAAAUUGAUCCGGUGUGGUUGAGGCAGCUGCACGAAUCUCCAGCAAACAUCUAUAGCUUUGUAUCAAAUGCCAUUUUUGCCAUUUGCCAUGAAACCGAUAAUGAUCGUCUGAAUGAUAUAGCAAUUGCUUGUGCUGAAUUGACGGCUGGCUGUAAUGCUUUGUCCGAGGAAUGGAUAGCUGCCCUGCAAAGCAUUUGUAAUGCCAUGAAGAAAACGCGUUAUCCUCAUCUAUGUCAAAUCGAUAUACAAAAUAGUAAAAUACACAACUCGUUAGCCGUGUUCAUUUGCAUUUUGGUGGCGCGACAUUGUUUUUCAUUGGCGGAUUUUGUAUUAAAUUUUGCACUGCCAACAUUGGCCAAUGCUUAUCCAGAUGGCUGUGGAGAAAUAACAGCCGAAGCGGAAUCGGGAGCUCGUCUUACAUGUCAUUUAGUUUUGAAACUUUUUAAAACAAUUGAAAUUCCCCAACCGGGCAUGUAUUCGGUUAGCACUUCGCCCAAUCCAUUGAAUGCCGUUAGCAGUUCAUCCAACAUUAAAUUAAGUUGUGAUCGUCAUCUUCUCAUAGCGGCCCAUAAAAAUAUACCCCUUGAAGCGGUAUUAGCUGUACUGAAAGCAAUUCUAAUCGUUGUCGAUACUACUGCCCUUAAAACUCCCGCUAUGGCUGGUAACAGUUCAACGGCGGGUGCCUUUGGCAGUGGAGGUGGCGCUGGUGGUGGUGGAGGUGGUGGCGGUUCGAGCGGAAAACGUGGUAGUGGCUUUAAUACGCCCGUCCAUCCGGGAAGCACACCCAAAAGUAAUGAUCGGCCGGUGGAUAUAAGUCAAAUAUUGGGUACAAGUGAUUUAAAUAAUCUAACUGGCGAUCACGAUCAUGAUAUGUCACAACCGCUUUCAACGACCCCCCUAAAUGCCAACCAGGGUCCUGGCGGGGAACAAAUAUCGCUAUUGGAAUUCGCCCAACAUGUGCUCAAACAAAUCUGUGCCCAAGAACACGUUUUGGAGCGCUGCCUCAAGAAUGCCGAUAAACUUUGUGAUAUGGUUGUCGACGAUAUGCUCUUACCCAAACAAUCACAAUCAAUACUGCACAUGAUUUGUUAUUCAGAGGCUGAAUAUAAUAUCAUUUCCGAACUGGAUCAACGUUCAAUGAUUGUACGAAUUUUGGAGAAUCUGGGUCAAUGGACAUUGCGCAUAUCCUGGCUGGAUUUACAACUGAUGCAUAAGCAGAGUAUGAAUAAUGCCUCGGAAUGGUUGGAUACGGUAGCCCGGGCCGCCAUUGAUGUAUUCCUGAUGGAAGAAGUGGCAACCGGUACCGGUGGCAAAACAGAAUAUCGACCAAAGCCGUCAACAUGGCUUGUGGCUCCAUUGGUAUCGAAACUAACGCCUGCUGUGCAGGGUCGUAUAUUACGUGUGGCAGGCCAAGUAUUGGAAAGCAUGAACUAUUUUUCGAAAACAUCCAAGGCGGAUAACAACAGCUCCUGCAGCGGUGAUGAAAGGGAGAAAAGCAAUAGCUGCGGCAGUGCCAGUAGUAGUUACAGCAAUGGCUCCAACGGCAGUUCACGCAACAAGAAAAUGCCACUUAACUAUCAACCAUUUUUGGGUUUAAUUUUAACCUGUCUCAAGGGUCAGGAUGAGUAUAAGGAGAGUCUGUUGGUUUCAUUGCACUCUCAGUUAUCGCAGUGUUUGCAAUCGUAUGCAGAGUUUGACACAAUGGGCGGGGUGGAUGAUCCGCAGGGUCGUGAAGAAAUGCUUGAUGCCUUGCAAUUACGUUUUUCCUUGGUCGGCGGUAUGUUUGAUUCCAUACAAAAGAAUAGUACUUCCAUAACCGAUUGGGCAAUAUUGUUGGUGCAGCUCGUAUGCCAGGGAGUCAUUGAUCUGAGUAACAACAGAGAACUUUUCACCACGGUGGUGGAUAUGUUAACCACCUUAGUACAUUCCACAUUGGUCUCCGAUGGACAAUCUGAACGCGACGAACGUUUAUACUCGAAUCUAAUGAAGAAAUUAAAAAAAGAAAUUGGCGAAAAGAAUAAUGCAUCGAUUAAAGUAAUUCGGCAACUAUUGCCCUUGUAUAAACAACCAAUAGAGGUUAUAUUAUGUGAACCAGCAGCCUUAGAUCAAAAGGGCAAUAAAAUCAAUGACAUGGAUAAAAGACUUAUGCGUACAUCGGAAAAACAGCGCAUAUCUGUUUGGGAUAUCCUGGAGGGUCAUAAGAAUCCGGCACCAUUAUCGUGGGUUUGGUUCGGUGCCGUUAAAUUGGAACGUAAACCGCUGACCUAUGAAGAAGCACAUCGAAAUCUCAAAUACCAUACACACAGUUUGGUGAAACCAAGUUCGUAUUAUUAUGAACCACUGCCGUUGCCUCCCGAAGAGGUCGAACCAGUUCCUGUGGUACCUGUGACACCAACUCCACCUUUCUUACAGAAGGAUGAAAUGAAAGCUGACACACCAUCAUCGGUGGAUCAAUCGCCCAGUGCUGUAGUUACGGGUCGUGGUCGUGGUAAGGGUACCACACGUAAACGUAAACCUAAACAACCGAAAAAUGCACCAGCUGCCAGUGCUCAACAAACACCACAAAUAACGGGACCACAAGUAGUUGGACAGGGGGCACAACAAGUGCCAGGACAACAGCAACAAAAUAUACCACAACAACAGCAACAGGCCAUACCUCAGCAACAACAGCAGCAGCAGCAACAACAACAGGUGCCGCAACAACAGGUUCCACAGCAAGCCCAACAGACAAUGAAUCCCCAACAGCAAAUGGGACAAAUGCAAAUGAAUAUGCAGAUGAGUGGAAAUGUAAAUAUGCAACAAUUCAACCCCAAUCAAAUGAUGCAACAGAAUCCAAAUGCCAUGAUGCAACAACAACAAAUGCAAGGUGUACCGGGUAAUAUGGGACAACAAAUGAAUGUCGGUAACCCACAACAAAAUCAACAAAUGAACUUUAUGGGACCCGGCGGACCACAAGCAAUGCAACAGGCCGGUAUGAAUCCUCAAGCACAGCAAUGGCAGGGACCAAAUCAAUUCCAUCCCAUGCAACAGCAGCAACCCCAACAGCAAUAUCAAUAUCCACAGCAACAACAGCAAAUGAAUCGUUUUGAACGUCCACAAAUCAACAAUCCCAAGCAUGCCCUACAAAAUAUGUUGCGCCAACGCCAGCCCACAUUUAAUCAAAACAAUCCCAAUUUCAAUGCAAUGCAACAACAACAGCAGCAACAACGUCAAGGCAUGCCAACGCAACAGCAACCGGGUGGCUUAAAUCCAGUCCAGCAACAACAAAUGCAACAGCAACAAUUCGGUCGAGCCGGUAUGCGUGGCAUGGCACCGAAUCAAAUGGCUGGCGUAGCACCCAAUCAAAUUGCCCCCGGCAUGGGUAAUCAAGUUGCGAUGGGAGCACAAGGCAUGGGCGGUCAAAAUCCCAUGAUGCAACAGCAAAUGUCGGCACAAGGUAUGAAUCCACAAGCCAAUACACAAAUGGGCAUGAAUCAAAAUGCUGGUAUGAUGGGUGGUGCUGGCACUGGCAAUCCUAAUAUGAUGGCUGCACAGGCCAAUAGCGGCAUGGUCAAUACGGGCGGUAUGAUGCAACAAAAUGUGGGCGUUGGUGUAGGAGUCGGCGGCGUUGGCAACAGCAAUGUUGUCAAUCAAGGCAUGGUCAAUCAAGGUGGUCCAGGUCAAUUCCAAAAUUUCAAUCAAUACCAGCAACAGGGCAUGAACCAAACUCCUGGACCAAAUCAACAGGCCAACAUGAUGGGCGGUUUCAACCAAAUGAAUCAACGUGCAAAUCCCGGAGAUUUUAUGGCUCAACAGCAGCAACGUGGGCAGGGAGCCAUGCCUGGCCAGAGGGGACAGUACAUGAACCAAGCACCCAAUGUUACCAUGAACAAUAUGAUGGGUCAGGGUAAUGUGCCACCUUAUCAAAGGCAACAAUCGACUGGUGGCAAACCCGGUGUCACACAACAACAAUUCCAGCAACAACAAAGGAUGCAACAGAUGAUGCAAAUGCAGGGUAUGGGUCCUCAAAAUGCUGGUGCGGGUGGCAUGGGCCAACCACAAAAUCAAAAUGUUGCCCAACAACAAAAUCCCAAUCUUGUGGUAAAUAUGCAACAAUUCAACCCCAAUCAAAUGAUGCAACAGAAUCCAAAUGCCAUGAUGCAACAACAACAAAUGCAAGGUGUACCGGGUAAUAUGGGACAACAAAUGAAUGUCGGUAACCCACAACAAAAUCAACAAAUGAACUUUAUGGGACCCGGCGGACCACAAGCAAUGCAACAGGCCGGUAUGAAUCCUCAAGCACAGCAAUGGCAGGGACCAAAUCAAUUCCAUCCCAUGCAACAGCAGCAACCCCAACAGCAAUAUCAAUAUCCACAGCAACAACAGCAAAUGAAUCGUUUUGAACGUCCACAAAUCAACAAUCCCAAGCAUGCCCUACAAAAUAUGUUGCGCCAACGCCAGCCCACAUUUAAUCAAAACAAUCCCAAUUUCAAUGCAAUGCAACAACAACAGCAGCAACAACGUCAAGGCAUGCCAACGCAACAGCAACCGGGUGGCUUAAAUCCAGUCCAGCAACAACAAAUGCAACAGCAACAAUUCGGUCGAGCCGGUAUGCGUGGCAUGGCACCGAAUCAAAUGGCUGGCGUAGCACCCAAUCAAAUUGCCCCCGGCAUGGGUAAUCAAGUUGCGAUGGGAGCACAAGGCAUGGGCGGUCAAAAUCCCAUGAUGCAACAGCAAAUGUCGGCACAAGGUAUGAAUCCACAAGCCAAUACACAAAUGGGCAUGAAUCAAAAUGCUGGUAUGAUGGGUGGUGCUGGCACUGGCAAUCCUAAUAUGAUGGCUGCACAGGCCAAUAGCGGCAUGGUCAAUACGGGCGGUAUGAUGCAACAAAAUGUGGGCGUUGGUGUAGGAGUCGGCGGCGUUGGCAACAGCAAUGUUGUCAAUCAAGGCAUGGUCAAUCAAGGUGGUCCAGGUCAAUUCCAAAAUUUCAAUCAAUACCAGCAACAGGGCAUGAACCAAACUCCUGGACCAAAUCAACAGGCCAACAUGAUGGGCGGUUUCAACCAAAUGAAUCAACGUGCAAAUCCCGGAGAUUUUAUGGCUCAACAGCAGCAACGUGGGCAGGGAGCCAUGCCUGGCCAGAGGGGACAGUACAUGAACCAAGCACCCAAUGUUACCAUGAACAAUAUGAUGGGUCAGGGUAAUGUGCCACCUUAUCAAAGGCAACAAUCGACUGGUGGCAAACCCGGUGUCACACAACAACAAUUCCAGCAACAACAAAGGAUGCAACAGAUGAUGCAAAUGCAGGGUAUGGGUCCUCAAAAUGCUGGUGCGGGUGGCAUGGGCCAACCACAAAAUCAAAAUGUUGCCCAACAACAAAAUCCCAAUCUUGUGGCCCAGUUGCAGCGGCAAAUGCCCAAUCAGCCAAAUAUGAUGGGCGGACCACAAUAUCAGCAUCCGCCACCAUAUUAA